This is a messenger RNA of Heteronotia binoei (common prickly gecko), 1885 nucleotides long. It is a transcript of the gene SIL1, whose product is annotated as SIL1 nucleotide exchange factor. NCBI's taxonomy places the organism in Eukaryota, Metazoa, Chordata, Lepidosauria, Squamata, Gekkonidae. The coding region runs from base 405 to 1811 and encodes 468 amino acids. The record is from RefSeq and is a predicted model, not a curated record. The transcript has 11 exons.
CCGACGUCACUAUGCCUGCCUCCGGUUAAAGCACCUCCGAGCAGCGACAAAAGCGUCACGGCUCCUAAAAGCAGCGGCGUGGCGCCAUCGCGAGUUUUUCAGCACAGCAACAAGAACCACAAAAUGCCUUAUUGCCAACGAGGAGGAGGAGCCUACAGUUCUUCCCUUCUCAGGAAGAAGUCGGGGAUGGAUGUGACGCGGCCAUAACUGAUUGGUCAAGAGCGCGUCCUGAGUGGCUGUGGCUUUUUUCCCCUCGAAGGCUCCAGCAGUGAGAUGCAUGUUUGGCUGUGUGCAAAGUAUCCAGGAAAGGAAAGGAAACAUUUAGGAGAACAAACCAAAGAAGAAGGAAAACCAAGAAAGAAGACACCAAGAAAGAAGAAAUUUAGAACAUUGGAAAGGUUGUGAUGUCUCCCAGCAUCUGUUUCUUGUCCAUUGUGUCCAAGCUCAACUUGGUGGUCUUGCUGCUCUCUGCAAUAAGCUUCCCUUCAUGCUUAAGCGACAGAAUCACAGAAUUUGGUCUCACAAAAAAAGAGAGCGAUUUAAAAGAACAGAACAAGAAAGAGGUAGUGAUGGUGGAGGAGGAAGAGCUUGACCCUGAAGACCUGGAAGUGUUUUAUCCAACCCACCAGUGGCAAACAGUCAGGCCAGGUCAGGCUCUUCCUGCAGGAUUACACGUGCAAUUAAAUCUUCAGACAGGAGAAAGGUUAGCCAGGCUUCCUAAUAAUGAAAAUGAAAAAGGUGAUGUGAAAGAUCCUUCAAAAAAUAAAAGGUUGGGCCCCAUAGAUCUUGACCCAAGUUCAUUUACAACACAAGAGCUCAAAAAGGCAUUGGCUAAAAUGAAGGAGAGCAUGAAAGUGGAUGAUACGCUGGAACAAAAGGCUCAUCAGGAAGAUGUCAGACAAAGGUUCCGUUCUAUUGAAAAACUCAAGGAAGAGUUUAUGGAGCUCAAUAUGCAGCUGGAAACGGACUUUGAAAUUAUGUCUAAACUAAUCAACAGAUUCAACAGUACCACUUCAACACUGGAAGAGAAAAUAGCAGCACUUUACGAUCUUGAAUAUUAUGUUCAUCAGGUGGAUAAUGCCAAAGAUUUGCUUUCCCUUGGUGGCUUACAACUUUUGAUUAAUGGGCUGAACAGCACUGAGCCACUGCUGAAGGAGUAUUCAUCCUUUGUGCUGGGAGCAGCUCUCUCUAGCAACCCCCGAGUUCAAGUAGCAGCCGUGGAUGGUGGCGCUUUGCAAAAACUGCUGUUGAUUUUGGCCACGGAUCAAUUGCUGGCUGUCAAGAAAAAGGCUCUCUUUGCUUUGUCAUCAAUACUGAGAAACUUUCCUUAUGCCCAGCAGCAGUUUCUCAGACUUGGAGGACUUCAGAUACUCAGAGAUCUCUGCACAGAGAAUGGGAUGGAGACCCUACACAUACGUAUUGUGACGCUCCUCUAUGACUUGAUGGUAGAAAAGCUUUUGCUCAAGGAGUCUCAAGACGAUGAUGAUCACAUGCAGGAAAGAGGGCAGCAGUACAGCAAGGUGAACUUGGGUCCCGCCAUCCUAGAACAGGGCUGGUGCACCAUCGUUUCAGAUCUCUUGAAACUUCCCAAGGAACACGACACCAGGGAAAAGGUCCUCCAGACCAUGCAUGUGCUGCUGGCCUUUUGCAGAGACAACUACAAAGGAGACCACAGCCUCGACCAGACAUUAAGCCUCCUGCGCCGAGAAUAUGAAGAACUGGCAGCGGAAGAACAAAAGGAAGGGGAUGAAGAUGGCUAUUUUAAGGAACUCCUUAGCUCUAUAAAUAGCAUUGCCCAGCAGCUAAAAUGAGGAUUCCUGUAGCUUUGCUGAGAUAUAGAAAUUACACUUGGAAGGAGUUACACUUAAAUAAACCACUGACUAAA